GGUGUUUGUAUUUUACAUGGACUAUAAGAGGGCAGUCACCCUGCAGGACAAGGACACAUCAUGUUUUGCUGCAGGAGGCAGUACAGGAAAUCUGGAUUUACUUGAGGGUGUAUUUCUCUAAAACCUUCUUCACCAUGAAGACAUUUUGCUUCAAUUGUGUGUGCAAUGAAAUGCUGCUCAGCAGAAAGCCAACUGAAAGGAAUUAGUUUCAACAUUUUUGCUCUUUUUGUUAUGUGGGUGGAAGAAACAAUCAGGAUGGCUUCUACAAGUAAAAGAAAUUCUGCAGUGAGAAUUCAAAAUACAUUUUGCCCUGAAGGUGGAGUCUGCAAGCAUGGAUUCCUCAUCAAAUCCCCACCUCUUCAACUUCUCAGCUCACAGAAUUCCUGGAAAAGGCGUCUUUUUGUCCUGUCCAAAUCCAGCAGAGGGAAUUACAUCCUGAAGUAUUUAAAAGGCCAACACAUAAAAGGCUCCAUAGCUGUUGAUCAAAUCAUAAGUACUGAAGUUGGCAUAAGUAACGCUGAAAUUAUGGGAACGGUGAGGAAGAUGUUUAAAUGCCUUCCUGAGCAGGUGAUGUCCAUCAGCACUGGGAACAGAUGUUAUUACCUCAUUGGGAACAGCAGGCAGGAAAUAGAGGACUGGGUCGCUCUGAUAUCUUCAAUCUGCAGGGAGGACAAAAGAAGUGGAUGCUGCCCUCAGAAUCAAGAUCUUACUAAUCCAGAAGUCAGAAGCCGGCCUUCCUCUUUGCCACUGUUCUUAAAUUCUAUAGAUACGACUAGCUUUCCAGACAGGCAAAGCUACCAGAAGGAGAAUGGUUCCUCAGAAGACAAGAACAGGCCUUAUUCAGAUCCUGGCCCCCGUCAGGCUCAGUGUGACUCACCAAGAGGAGUUUUUCCAAGCCUGCAGGAUAAAAUUCUGGGAAGUGAGGAAAACCUGCCAUUGUCAGACACAGAGGAAAACAUCAAAAAGGACGAAGAAGAUUAUUACCAAACUCCCAGCAACGUUUUAGCAAAGUGCACUGCUGAAGUAUCAAAGCCUGAUCUUACAGCUGAGUCUGAUGUCCCAGUGCAGAGCAACCCAGUAAAGGAGGACAUUUAUAUGUCAAUGAAAUCACUUAAGCUGCUGGAUGAGAGGUGCCAGCUCACGUGCAGACGUGAUGGGCUCCCAUCCCCUCCCAUGAACAACAGUGCAUGUCCAAGAGACUUGGAAGCAGACAAAGACACAGAAUUCCCAGAGAGCAGUGCCAGCCUGCAGCCAACCCUCCAGAGAAGGCAAAGCUCACCCCUCUCAGUGGUUCACCUGUCUAUACUGCUCAGUCAAGUUACAGAUGAGAUGCAGCUGCAGAAAUUGGAUAUUUUCGUACCCCUGGCUGAUAUUAGCAAUUACCUAAAACUUACUGAAGCAGCAGGACGAAUAUGCAUUGCACAGUGGACAGGUCCCCACAGACUGGGCUGUUUGUUUAACCACGGAGACCACGUGGUGGCUGUGAAUGAUCUGCAGCUCCAAGGUGUGGAGGAGGCUUACUUCUUCAUCAGCAGGUCCACGAGAAAGGAGGUGAAACUUACUGUGUGUAGGAUUCCACAUUCAGAUAUCUUCCAUGCUAAAGGCUGCUCAUGUUCCUGAAAAAAAAGACCUCAAUGAUUAAUGGUGUUCAAAGGCCUGUUUGUGCUGAAUUCUGCAUAAAUACAGAGGGAACUCCCAGUUCUGGAACUACAGAGGCUGAAAAUAGAAGAAAACACAUUCCUUGGGAGCUCUUCUCCAAAGCUGCUAUGGGAGUCCUUUGCUCUGCACUGCUGCUUUGAGCACAGCAAAUCCAUUUCUGCCUAAGGAGCCCCUGAGGGAUGGGGUGGCUGUCACUAUACAGCCCUUCUGCCAGCCCUGUAACUCUGGCAGUCUGCUAGGACAGUCCCCACAGCCUGAAUCCUAAAAUCACAGAGCACCUACUUCAAGAACAUCUACUGAGGAUGUCAUUUUCUGUCAUUUGGCCUUUCCUGGCCAAAGUUUGCCUAAGCUCUACUUCUGAAUUUUGGAAAAGUAAAGUCCAAAUUUUAGUUGGGACUCCAAGACUCAUCCCUCUGUAAAAUCAGGAAUUUUUUUUCUAAUAUUUACCCUGGACAGUUUUUUUCAGAAAUUUUUUUCUUGCCCUGUUUUCAGUGGGCACAGGGAAUGUUUGGAUUGCCACUGUCUGCAGAGAAAUCUUCAUUAUGGAAAGUAUUUUUUCUACCUGUUCUCCAUUCUCUUUUUCUUAGACCAAACAUUCUGCAUUCUUCCAUCAUUUUUUCAAACAGUUCCCGAAAAUGGCCACAUGACACUGAACUGUGAGACAAAUGCCUUGUGUUUCCAGUUAUGGAUGAGCAAAGGAAGUGAGAAAUUGAAAUUCAAAGAGUUUCAUCAAAAAGAAAUCCAAAGACAUGAAUUCCUAGAAUUCCAUAGAGAAGCAUUUCUCAGAAGAGGUGACUCAGUGAAGAAGAUCCCCCAUGGUGGUGGGAGAAGAGCCACCUGCAUGGGACCUGCUGCUGAAGCAGAUGUUGAGCACUGCAUGCUGCACCUCUCAGCCAUGGAAGGAGAAAGUUUUGUCCAAAAGUAGCCAUGCUACUUUUGGACAAAACCAGGAUUUGGUUAGAUAUGUACAGAAUAAUUCCAGAAUAUUUUAGAGAACUGGGGUGUUACUUAUGUGCUUCAGUGAACAGUUAUAGAUGUGUUACUCCAUAAUUGAUUAUUAUGUCAGUUUGCACAGUGCUAAAUGCAGAUAAUUAAUGUCACAUAUUGGCUGAUUCAUAACACUUACAGAGAUACAAUAUGGAAAUGACAUUGGUACAGUAAAUUCUGCUAGGGUGUGUGAAGUUGUCUGCCCACAUAUAAUUAAUAAAUGUGCUAACACUUUACAACACAUUGUAUGCUGCAACACACCUCGUUUUCUCCUAACAUGGCCCCUCCUUGUCCUGCAAAGAUUACCUGUAACUUCUGUAAUCUGCAGCUGAGUCACUAGAUAGCCCUUUUAAAAAAAACCUACACUUAAAUAAAGAUUUAGGUUGUUUCCCUGGCUGUUAAUUUGUGCACAUUCCUAUGCUGCACUCAGUCAUUAGUGGCUGCUAAUAUUUCCCCUUGGAUUCCCAAGGAUGAAUCAUGCUCUUUCUACUCUAGCAUCUAGCUAGGAAGAUGGCAAUUGCCCAGGAGAAAAGCAAGUCCUGGGAGAGAGGGAAAGUAAUGGUGAGGGAAGUCUCUAUAUUGAUGUGAGGUCAUUGAAGUCAAGAAAAAUAAAAAGCCCAUUGAACAGAAAGCACAAACCAGACCACACAACCUCCACACUUCCUCCCAAGGGCAACACUCCUGAGAACUGGAGUUGCAGUCAUAAAGUGAUCAAGAAAGCACAAGUCCUGCAAGAGAACAAGUCCAGCUGGGAAAAGUUAUCUGUGCAAUGUCCACCCUGAAACAAGCCAGAGACAAGCUCUGUGUAAUGCUUAAUUCUCUUAUUAGAGUCCUUCCAGCCUGGGGGAUUGGAGGGAUAUCUAUAUAUGUAUUAGGGUUACCUAGGUAAAUACCUGUUUCAUAGGGAUGUCUAAAUAACAGCCAGACAUACUUCAGUGUGGUUGAAGAAUUUCUGCAAAGGGAUUCAAAGAGGAGCAACUGCAAUAAAGGAGAAUGAUGAUACCCUGUACACUGCAGAGAGAAUGGAUCUGUGGUGUGCUGGGGACACCAGGUGCUUAAUCUGUGUUUUGCCCCAGAUUUUCUGGUGACCUCAGGAGAGCAAUUUCCUCACACACACAGUAAAAUUCUACAAGUGGUUUCAGACACAUUUGCAUCAUGCUGCCUCUUACUACAGAUGUGAUCUCCAGCACCGCAUUCAAUACUAGGAAUUGCUUUAGCUCCCAGAAAAUUCCUGGAAAAGCCUCCAUCAGAGCUGUGUGUUAGAGGCAGGAGGGAGGUUCUUCGAUGCCCUGUGCUGUGGGGAGAUGCUGAUGUGCCAGCUCCAUGCUAAGGGAGAAGCCAUCCUUGAUGUCCUGCAGAAACUGCCUUCCUUGAGUCCCUUCAGUGUCUCUGAAGUUUCCCUCUCAUGAGGGAAUGCUAAGUGAUGUUCCAUCCCUGCAAGGAACUGGCUCACAGCAUCUGUGCUGCUCAUGGAAAGCUGCACCAGGAGGGACUGUGGGAAUCUUCUCAGUCACAUGGAUUCAUCCAGAAUUUCAGGCCCAUUAGGGGACACACUAAUAGUUACAAACAUAUUUGCUUCCCUGCUGGUGCUCCCUUGGUCAGAGCAGGGGCUAGAAAGUGCAUGUACUGACUGUCUACUUUUGGGUCUGUGGAGAUGACAUCUGAGAUGCUCUAAGGGCUUUUUGGUCUGUUUCCAAGGGAUGAACACUUCUUCCACAUGUGUGCCACGCUGUAGCCAGCCACUUCUCUCCUGCAGGCUGGCCAGCAAGUCACUGCCAGGAGCUUGGGACAUGCCAGGCAGUUCCUAGAAAUGCCACUGCAAUUUUAAAUGUUCCUUUUGGCCCCUUAUCACCUUCUAAUUCACUGCAUCCCUUGAAGAGGAGAAGCCAGACAAGAAUGAUACAAUCUUUCACUCAGGAAAAUCACUUUAAGUUAAACCAUGCCUUCACUGUGAGGACCCUCAGUGACCAGGGUCCCUUUGCUUGCUGCUGACAGCUCCUUGGUGGCUCUGUCCUACAGCAGGACCAGCACAUUGGGUCUAAGCUGCUGGGGUGGCAGCAGGACUGCAUUUGCCACAGCAAGUAUCUGGCCAUGUUCAGUUUUUCAUCCUGGGGUGCCUGAGUCAAUCUGUGCCUGAGAACUUGUUUUGUUUAUAUCCCAGCAGUGGAGGAAUGAAAUUGAAGCAUUGGUGGGAGCAUUAAGAUCAUGCCUAUCAGUGGUGCUAAUCUUCUUUUAAAAUGUUGUAUGUUUGUGUUGUUCAUCAGUAGGGACAUCACUGAGCUACACACUUUGUUAUUUCCUGCCUCUGUAGGUUUUCCCAAAAAAUCUGUUUCUGUCUGUGCCUAUAAAACACAGCAUAAAGCCAUGGUUUUAAACACAGUGAUGAGGGUUGCACAAUAUUUUUAACCAGGAGAAGCCAAUAUUUUGGAGUAGUUGCUCCUCAGCAGCAUCUACUGCUACACAUAUUCUACAACAGGACACUUUUUGCCAAAAUAAACUCAUUUGUAUGCUAAAUGUCCUUAAA
This is a messenger RNA of Parus major (Great Tit), 5170 nucleotides long. It is a transcript of the gene PLEKHS1, whose product is annotated as pleckstrin homology domain containing S1. Bases 166 to 1620 code for a protein of 484 amino acids. Lineage: Eukaryota; Metazoa; Chordata; Aves; Passeriformes; Paridae. The transcript is spliced from 15 exons. The record is from RefSeq and is a predicted model, not a curated record.